CACCCAUGCACACACACACACACGCACACAAAAGAAAGUCACUGAAUGGUGACUGAAAGAGGACAAAGACGGAGCACUGAGACUGAAAGAGAAACACUGCACUGGUGGAGAGAGAGAGAGAGAGAGAGAGAGAGAGAGAGCGACAGACAGACAGAGGGAGGGAGAGAGUAAGUCAGGCAGAAAGAGAGAGAACGAGAGAGAGAAAGAGAGAGAGAAUACAGGAAGAGAAUUUUCACACACUGUGUGAUGAAGUGAUGGGAUUUUGGUGCUACAGAACACACACGAUGUUGUAAACACAACAGGAGCGAAAGAACCGGGCGGAUUUAAACACACGCACACACACACACACACACACACACACGCGCGCGCGCGCGCGCACACACACAUACACACGCACACACACACACAGACCCUGAAGUUACCGUGAGGACUUUGCACUGAGCAGAGAGAGGAGUGUGAUGUCCCGACAGAGCUGGGGGUUCUCCUCUUUGCGUCUGAAGAAUAAACCUUCAGAGGAAACAAAUGCGUUUCAGAGGAGAGGGAGAUUCUUUUCAUCUCUCAGGGAGGAUCGCAGACAGCAACUGUCCAGUGUCUCUGAAGAUGGCGGCGCUGCUGAAGGAGGGAAACAAAAUGUCUCCUCUGACAGAGAAUCGGAGAGAGCUAAAGGUAACGUUUUCCUGGGCGAGGAUGAGGAGCAGGAUAAAGGAGCGAUGAAGAGGCUCAGCUCCAUGUGGAUGUCCGUCAGGGGCAGAAUGAGCCGAGACAGAGGUCUUAAAGAACCGGACUCUCCGCUGAGCCCAGAUCCGGUUCCUGUGGAUGAACAGCAGAGAGAACCUCGCUACGCCAGCGGGCAGUUUUUCUUCGAGUACCUGGUGGUCGUCAGCCUUAAAAAAAACAAAACCGGCACGUACGAGCCCCAAAUAUCGUACCAGUUCCCCAAGAGGGAUGGAAUGGUGCGUUUUCAAAAGGAGGAAGAGGAGAAGACGCUGAAGGCCAUCACACUGUUCUGUUUUCCAGAAGGCAUUAACUGGGCUCCACUGACAGAAUAUUCCAGUGAGACGUUCUCGUUCGUCCUGACCGAGGUGGACGGCAGCAGGAGGAACGGUUACUGCCGCAGGCUGCUGCCUCAUGGAAAUGGCGCUCGUCCCCCAGAGGCGUACUGCAUCAUCAGUAAAGUGGCCUGUUUUGGUCUUUUCUCAAAAAUCUUUGACGAGGUGGAGAAGCGGCGUCAGAUCUCCAUGGCGAUGAUCUACCCGUUCAUGCAGAGUCUGCGUGAGGCUCCGUUUCCCGCUCCUGGAAACACCGUGCAGAUCAAGAGCUUCAUCCCCGACUCCGGCACUGAGAUCAUCAGUCUGACACGCCCCACAGACUCGUGGCUGGAGCACGUGGAUUUCCGCACGUUGUUCCGCUGUUUAUCGGAUGAAGAGGUGCUGCAGGUUUUCGCUGCUACGGUGUUGGAGCGCAGAAUCGUCUUCAUCGCUGAGGAGCUGGGGACAUUGUCUCAGGUGAUCCACGCUGUCUCAGUCCUCCUCCAUCCCUUCAUCUGGCAGCACACGCUCAUCUCCAUCGUGCCUCAGAUUCUGAUUGACGUCGUCAUGGCGCCCACGCCGUACCUGCUGGGGGUUCAGAAGCGCCUGGCUGAUGAGGUCAUCGAUCAGGGUGACCAGUUGCUGGCUGUUGAUUUGUCCGAGGGUCGAAAGCAAACGUUCAUCAAACGAAUCGGAGACGAGGACUCGAUUCUCCCCCCCAAGCUGAAGGAGGAGAUCCUGCAGGCUCUGAGGAGCAGGAGCCACAAAGCCAGUUUGGAGGAACUGAACCGCAUCGUCCCCGAAGCCUUCCUGCCGUUCUUCAUCAAAACCGUCGGCCAUUUUUCCAAACACUUAGUGAGGAACGGCGCGGACGCAGCGGCGCACUUCCAGAAGAGGAGCUUCUGUAAAGCCAUCGAGUCCAAAAGCAUUCGACAUUUCGUUAAGAAGUUCGUACAGACGCAGAUGUUCGACCUGUUUAUCCAGGAAGUGGAGCAGAGACCCGCCUCCCAGAUAGGUUUUUUUGAGCAGAAGAUCUCGGAGUAUCACAGGAAGAUGCGAGAGAAAGCGAAGAAACACUAGAACUUUAUAAACGUGUGUAAAAUAUACAGAAGCUGGAUGUGAAAUAAUUCUUCAGAAUGUAGAUAGAAAAAUGAGCUUUAUUUAUCUGUUAGUAAGUUUAUUGUAAAUCGGGGAACGUGUGUGUGUGUGUGUGUGUGUGUGUGUGUGUGUAAGAUGAUAUUUUAGUUUUAGAUUUUGAUCUUAAUAUUUUUUAAAUUGAUAGCGAGUGGUUUAUAAAAACUGAGCCAGAAUUAAAUAAAAACUUUUCUUUUAAA
Messenger RNA from Pangasianodon hypophthalmus (striped catfish), 2362 nucleotides. It is a transcript of the gene dennd2da, whose product is annotated as DENN/MADD domain containing 2Da. NCBI's taxonomy places the organism in Eukaryota, Metazoa, Chordata, Actinopteri, Siluriformes, Pangasiidae. The transcript has 16 exons. Bases 459 to 2108 code for a protein of 549 amino acids. Gene Ontology annotation, cellular component: cytosol; nucleoplasm. The record is from RefSeq and is a predicted model, not a curated record.